Molecule: messenger RNA, 1774 nt
Organism: Scomber japonicus (chub mackerel)
Lineage: Eukaryota; Metazoa; Chordata; Actinopteri; Scombriformes; Scombridae
Gene: nt5c2l1
Product: 5'-nucleotidase, cytosolic II, like 1
Exons: 18
Coding region: 80-1564 (494 amino acids)
Molecular function (GO): 5'-nucleotidase activity
Source: RefSeq, a predicted model, not a curated record
CUGCUGACUUGUAGACUGCAGAGCAGUUUUGUGAUAACUUACAGGAGAGUUGGACAUCAGCAGCCUUCGUUUACAGACAAUGGACGCAAUGGACACAGAAUCCAGCCUCUCUUCUGAUCAGCCCAAGGUGACGAGAGGCUUUAACCAAAAGGUGUUCGUCAACAGAAGCCUGACACUGGAAAACAUCAAAUGCUAUGGCUUCGACAUGGACUACACGUUGGCAGCUUAUAAGUCUCCUGACUACGAGAGCUUGGGCUUUGAGCUGAUAAGAGACAGACUGGUGUCUAUUGGUUAUCCUCAUGAGCUUCUACGCUACAAGUAUGACCAAAACUUCCCUACACGUGGUUUAGUGAUUGAUACCACAUACGGGACUCUCCUGAAGGUGGAUUCAAAUGGGAAUGUUUUGGUCUGUAGUCAUGGCUUCCGCUUCCUCACAGGGGAAGACAUUCACAACUACUACCCCAACAAGUUCAUUCAAAGAGAUGACACCGACCGUUUCUAUAUUCUUAACACUCUCUUCAAUCUUUCAGAGACUUAUCUCUACGCCUGCCUUGUGGAUUUCUUCACCUUAUGCAGCAGAUACAAAAACGCUCUGAAGGGUUACCAUCACGGCGACUUGUUUAUGUCUUACAGAAGCAUGUUUCAGGAUGUCCGGGAUGCAAUGGACUUUAUUCACGACACGGGGAUCCUGAAAGAACGGACAAUAAAGAAUUUGGAUAAAUACGUUGUUAAAGAUCCAAAUAUCAGUGUACUCCUGACUCGGAUUGGAGAAGUGGCCAAAGUCUUUCUUGCCACCAACAGUGACUAUACCUACACUGAGGCCAUUAUGAAAUACCUGCUGGAAAGCGGCACUAAGUCUGGAAGUCCGAAAAAGUCCUGGCGCUCCUUCUUUGACCUUGUGGUUGUGGACACCAGGAAGCCACUGUUCUUUGGAGAGGGGACUGUGCUGAGACAAGUAGACACGGACACAGGGAAGCUUCGGAUUGGGACUUACACAGGUGCCCUCCAACAUAGUACAGUCUACUCUGGAGGAUCCUCAGACAUUAUUCGUGAUCUGCUGGAGGUCAAAGGUAAGGAUAUCCUGUAUGUUGGAGACCACAUCUUUGGCGACAUCCUCAAAUCUAAGAAAUGUCAGGGCUGGAAGACAUUCCUUGUUGUACCGGAGCUCACCAAGGAGCUGCAAGUGUGGGAGGAGAAGAAAAAUUUGUUUGAGGAGCUAAAACGUCUUGAUGUCAUCUUAGCUGAGCUUUAUAAACACAUGGACAGCGGCAGUCGAGAGUGUCCUGACGUCAAGGCCAUUCAGAGUAGAAUGAAGGUGCUGACUUACAGAAUGGACUUGUCCUAUGGCCAGUUGGGCAGCCUCCUGCGCAGUGGCUCCAGACAGACGCUGUUUGCUAGCCAGCUGAUGCGUUACGCAGAUCUAUACUCCUCCUCCUUUAUCAACCUGCUGUACUACCCCCUCAAUUAUCUUUUCUUGGCUCCUCCAGUGCUGAUGCCCCACGAGGCGUUGUCUCAAAACACUGCUGAAUUCGGUCCGAGAGAGUUCAACCAUGCUAUCAACUAAAACUAAGGAGUGCUAAUGCAGGUGCCUGAGAUGAGACAGAAGAAGACAUGGCGAUGCCUCAGAGAAAUCUUCUAAUGUGCUUCUACUUGUCAUAGACAGUGACCUGUCUGCACCUGUGCAAAUAUGAAGGGUUUGUUACAGCCUUGAUGUGCCUCCUUUACAACAAAAUGUGAAUUAUUGCUCCACCUGCUGGAUGCAAAUUGCUGUGCC